This is a messenger RNA of Lagopus muta (rock ptarmigan), 1946 nucleotides long. It is a transcript of the gene P4HA1, whose product is annotated as prolyl 4-hydroxylase subunit alpha 1. Bases 143 to 1753 code for a protein of 536 amino acids. Gene Ontology annotation, biological process: peptidyl-proline hydroxylation to 4-hydroxy-L-proline. Gene Ontology annotation, molecular function: L-ascorbic acid binding; procollagen-proline 4-dioxygenase activity; iron ion binding. Lineage: Eukaryota; Metazoa; Chordata; Aves; Galliformes; Phasianidae. Gene Ontology annotation, cellular component: endoplasmic reticulum. The record is from RefSeq and is a predicted model, not a curated record. The transcript is spliced from 15 exons.
CGCGCCUAUUAAAGCCGCGGCGGGCGGCACCGCGCGCGCGGAGCGUGACGGCGGCGGGCGGCUCGUGGGGCUCCGUCUGUGGCGCGCGCGGCCCGCCCGCUCUCUCAGGUACCUGGUGAGGUGACAGCUUUGAGCUACAGCUAUGGCAUCCAACAAGAUGUGGUGCACCGUUGCCCUUGGAUUUCUGCUGCCUUUUUCUUUUGCCCAUACGGACUUCUUCACCUCAAUUGGCCAUAUGACAGACUUAAUUAACACAGAGAAAGAUCUGGUGAUAUCACUGAAAGAUUACAUCAAGGCAGAAGAAAGCAAGCUGGAACAGAUCAAAAAAUGGGCAGAGAAAUUGGAUAAGUUGACAGAUACUGCUACGAAAGACCCCGAAGGUUUUUUGGGACAUCCUGUAAAUGCAUUCAAGCUGAUGAAACGGCUUAACACAGAGUGGGGCGAACUGGAGAGCCUGGUUCUGAAGGACAUGUCGGAUGGCUUCAUCUCCAACAUGACGAUCCAGCGGCAGUUUUUUCCAAACGAUGAAGAUCAGACUGGUGCAGCAAAAGCCCUCUUGCGGCUUCAAGACACGUAUAAUUUGGAUACAGACACCCUCUCAAGAGGGAAUCUUCCAGGGGUAAAGCACAAAUCCUUUUUAACAGCUGAAGACUGCUUUGAGCUGGGAAAGAUUGCGUACACAGAGGCUGAUUACUACCACACUGAGCUCUGGAUGGAGCAAGCUCUGAAACAGCUGGAUGAGGGAGAAGUGUCUUCUGCAGAUAAAGUCUAUAUUCUGGACUACCUGAGUUAUGCUGUGUAUCAGCAGGGGGAUCUGAGCAAAGCAAUGAUGCUCACCAAGCGCCUUCUCGAACUGGAUCCUGAGCAUCAAAGAGCAAACGGAAACAUGAAGUAUUUUGAAUAUAUCAUGGCCAAAGAAAAGGAAGCCAAUAAGUCCAGCACAGAUGCAGAAGACCAGACAGAGAAGGAAACUGAGUUUAAGAAAAAGGAUUACCUGCCUGAGCGAAGGAAGUACGAAAUGCUGUGCCGUGGGGAGGGUCUCAAAAUGACUCCUCGGAGACAAAAAAGACUGUUCUGCCGCUACUACGAUGGAAACAGGAAUCCUAGAUACAUUCUGGGCCCUGUCAAACAGGAAGAUGAGUGGGACAAGCCUCGAAUUGUUCGCUUUCUUGAUAUCAUUUCUGAUGAAGAGAUUGAAACUGUGAAAGAACUAGCAAAGCCAAGGCUGAGCCGUGCUACUGUUCAUGACCCCGAGACUGGGAAACUGACCACAGCACAUUACAGAGUCUCUAAGAGUGCUUGGUUGUCUGGAUAUGAAAGCCCUGUGGUGUCUCGCAUUAACACCAGGAUACAGGACUUAACAGGGCUUGAUGUCUCCACAGCAGAGGAACUUCAGGUGGCAAAUUAUGGAGUGGGAGGACAGUAUGAACCCCACUUUGACUUUGCACGGAAAGACGAGCCAGAUGCUUUUAAAGAAUUGGGAACAGGCAACAGAAUUGCUACAUGGUUGUUUUAUAUGAGUGACGUGUCAGCAGGGGGAGCUACCGUCUUUCCUGAAGUAGGAGCAAGCGUUUGGCCUAAAAAGGGAACAGCUGUAUUCUGGUACAAUCUCUUUCCAAGUGGAGAAGGAGAUUACAGCACACGGCACGCAGCCUGCCCAGUACUAGUUGGAAACAAAUGGGUGUCCAAUAAAUGGCUCCACGAGCGGGGACAGGAAUUCCGAAGGCCGUGCACGUUAUCAGAGUUGGAGUGAUGCAGAUUCGUCCUUCUCCUCUGUAUUCAGUUUGUGUAAAAUGCACACAUCUCCUACAGUUUACAAUUGACUAACACUCCACUACAGAUUCAGUCUUCAACUACACCAGUGUUUCAUCUGUGGACAAAAAACCCCACGCUUUUAGUUCCUUCUAAAAUAUCCCCUUUAAGGUUUUAUAAACAGAUUAUAUUGA